GGUACAUAGGGACGUUCAAAUCACAAGGUCGUUUUCAGGGUCACGCAUAUGACUUCAUUUUCACUAAUAUAUCUUGGUUGGGGUUUCUGUGUAUAAAAAAAGUUUUCGCCAGCUGAAAAUUGCUUGUUUCUAGUCAGAUCGCAUGCUGAAGUACAACCAUCACUGCAUGAUUAAUGUUACGUAAAUGGUGUUGGUUUGUCGUAUGGCUUUCAUGCUCAGUACAUGUUUCAUUAUGUGAAUAUUGCUCCGGACGUCUAGUGGAUUUAAGGAGAUCGAACACUCUAUCCUCGUUAACCAAUUGUUCAAGCAUUCAAGGAACAUUAACUAUACGAAAUCUUGAUGAUUCCUGCUGUCUCAACAGCCAUUGUAAUCUAUCGAAUGUUGUCGAAAUAACUGGUUCUUUGAUAAUCGAAAACGGUAACUGUUCUGGAGAUUUGUCGAAAUUUUUGCCAAAUCUUUCUAUUAUACGAAAUCAAAUAACUUCAUCGGCUGAUCUUAACGAACAUAACCAAAUCUCCAGCUACAGUUUGAUUAUAAGGCAUACAAAGUUGAAAGGUGUAGGUCUAUGGAAACUGAAAACAUUGAACUCUAAUGGUGUUGCACUCAUUGAUAACCCUAUGAUGUGUUUUGUUGAUACUGUUAACUGGAAUGCCUUAACAACCAAUUUAAAUUCUGUAUCUACUAAGUCAUAUCGUUCCGCUAGAGAACAAAUAGUGCGGUUCAAUUUAGGUGAAUUUUGUCCCGAUCAAUGUUCAGCAAGUUGUCUAUCUUUUUAUCGAAAUGAUUCUUCUCGCUUCUCGUGCUGGUCUACAAACUCAUGUCAAGCAAAGUGCGACCCUGUUUGUACAGAUAAUGGAUUAGCAUGUCAUGUAGAUAAUCCACAAAAGUGUUGUGAUUCAGAAUGUUCUGGAGGUUGUUCCGGUCCAUCGCCCAAUGAAUGCUUAAGUUGUAAACAUGUUAAAUUAAAUGAACUUUGUUUAAAUCAUUGCCCUCCAUCAUAUUAUUUAUUAAAUAAUCUCUACUGUAUAACGCGAGAGGAAUGUAUUAAUCGUCAAGAAAUAGUAGAAGGUGUAAAUGGUAAAUACUUGGCGAACUAUUCGACUUUUAAUUCUACAUGUAUACCGACUUGUCCCUUGGAAUAUGUGCGUCUAGUAUCUGGUGAAUGUCAAUUUUGUCCUGAGUCAAAAUGUAUUAAACGAGCUUGUGGUGAUAUAAAUGUCUAUAAAGUAUCCGAUCUUAAGCAAGUACGAGGUUGUGUUACAGCUCAGUCAAUCCUUAUAAGUAUUCGUGAUUGUGAAGAUGGCGAUACUUCAAAAUUUAUGGAUGCAUUCUCAGAUCUGGAAGAAAUCUAUACUAGUCUACAUGUAAUCAGUUCUGAUUCUUUGCAGUCAUUAACAUUUCUUCGGUCUUUACGAAUCAUACAUGGAUUAAAGCGUGAUGGAAGUGUUCCUAACGGUCCAACUAAAACUGUCUUAGAAAUUGCUUGGAAUAGUCAACUGAAAAGUUUAUGGAUUCCAGUUACUACAAAUUUAAUUAUUAAACGCGGACGAGUAGUGUUUACUUUAAAUCGUAAUUUAUGUCCAAAAAAUGUAAAAACAUUUAUUCACUCUAAUGUUAACUUGUCACGUAAUUUAUCGAAUUUGGAGUCUGAUUUAAUUGACAAAUCAAAUGGGGCUAUUGGAUUGUGUCGAACUCAUAGACUUAAUUUGUCUAUAAAUUAUGUUCAUCAACGUUCUGUAUCAUUUACUAUUACCAAUACCCCAGCUUGGAAUGACUUUCGUCAAGUGCUGCCUACAACUGUUUACUAUAGAUAUAUUGGACUGGAUGAACCGGAAUCAAACAUUGAAACAAUCUGUGAUAAAUCUUGGCAUAUACAUGAACCCAAAUGUCAAAAAAUAAUAGAACCUACGAGAAAUUCGUAUUUAAUUCAUGAAAUACAACCUAACAGUUUAAAACUUCAAUGUGAAGUAAAUUAUUUGAAUCCGGCACAACGUUAUCAAGCCUAUGUUGAAAUACGUACAAUGUUUAAUUCAGAGGGAGCAGUUAGUCAAGUAUUUACCUUUCAAACAAAACAAGACAAACCUAGCAGUCCAAUUGAUUUUCAUGCUUUUUCAUUAAAUUCAAAUAAAAUACAAUUGUAUUGGAAUGCUCCAGAUAAUCCAAACGGUCAAAUUGUAGAAUAUUAUCUUUGGUAUAGACGUUUAUUUGUAAAUAUUUCAUCCUUUGAUAAUGAUAUUUCUUGUACAGAUGGUCGUUCAUCUCACUUAAUCGGUUCAUCAACUACUACACAUGGAAACAUUGUACAAAAUAAUCAAAAUUCAAAUUCACAUGAAGGUGUUUCUAAAACUAUCAAAGGAAUAUGUUCAUGCACUAGUUGUGCUGCAUUUUGUUUUAAUCCAUCAGUGCAUCUGUCGAAUACGGAUAAGGAUAGAAAUACACGUCAAAGUAGCAUAUUUAAUAGAAAAAUUGAUAUAACUGAUCAUUAUAAUGGGGAUUAUGAGAAAACAACGAGAGUUGAACGCCUUGAUAUGAUUCGUUUUGAAGAUUCUUUGCAAAAUUUACUAUUAUUUCCGAGAAUAAAAUCACCUGUAAAAAUUCGUGGAAAAAGAAGAAUAAGAAUUGAUGAUUUUAAUUCUUUGCACUUCAGUAAAUUGGAACAGCGUGAUUACGAUCAUUAUCCACUUAAAUGGGAUGGUCAUUUACGAAUCAGUGCCAAUUCAAGUACUGUUGAGAAUACUGAAUCAAUUAACAGUAAUAUCAUAGGUGUAUCUGUUGAUGGAUUGCAUCAUUAUACAGAAUAUUUAUUUGUUAUAUCAGCAUGUCAUUCACCGCAUGAUACCAAUGGGGAACCAUUGAAUACAAAUAAUUUAACUUAUUUCAAUGAAAAUAAUUACAAUGUUAUUGUGGAAAUGCCAUGGUGCAGUACUCGAAGUAUUAUUCAACAACGUACAGAUGCUUCUGUUGGUGUAGAUGAUAUUGAUUCUAAUUCCAUUCAGUUAAUUGAUGAAAAUCUUAUUACAGAUAUUAAUAAUAAUUGUCUAUCAUCUGAAUCAUUAUUAUCAUCAUCAAUGAAACAAGAAUCAAAUCUAUGUAAUCAAAUGUUUAAUUUCACUUUUGUCAAUAAUUCACAAUUUAAUCAUAUUAAAAUAGGAAAAUUAUCUUCUUCUUCUACUCCUGCUAAAAUAUCAGUUAAACAAUUAAGAUGGAGGCCUCCAAUACAACCUAAUGGUUUAACAUUGCAUUAUUGGAUUCGAUAUAGACGUUUAGAUGGAGAAUCGAUAUCUAAUAAGCCAUCAUCAAUUUUAUCCAACGAUGACAAUCAUGAAGAACGAACUUGGUCUUUAAUAUGUUUAAAUGCCAUUAACCUACCUAUUAUAACAAAUCAAAAUACUGUGACUGAUCGUUAUGUUUCUGUGCAAUUAUAUGAUCUGCGUUCCGGUGUUUAUGAAUUUCAAAUUAUGAGUGUUUCUUUAGCUGGAAAUGGUUCAUGGACUUCUGUUAAACGUUUCGAAGUGUUCGACACUAGUGUACAUUCCACUUGGGAUUUCUUAGAAAAACAUUACUACAUUUUGGUCAUUUGUUUUAUAUUCAAUAUCAUUCUUCUGAGUUUGGCAGCAGUAUGUAUUCAACGGAGAAUCGCACGGAAACGACUGCAAAACAAACCAUGGAGAGAUGAAGAAUGGGAAUUAGCAAAUGCUGGUAUUUCCAAUGAAUGGAUAAUUCCCAUGAAUGAUUUAAUAAUAGACACUGAUACACGAUUGGGUCGAGGUUCAUUUGGUAUGGUAUACAAAGGAUGUAUAUUACGUCUAUCUACUCCAGCUAGUCAACAAUUAUCUAUGAUUGAUUCAAAUGGGAUUGUUAGAGAAUCCACUACAAAUUCGAAAUGCUUUGCUUCAGGAGGAGGAUCUAUCGGUUUAGAAGUAGCUGUAAAAACUUUGUUCCCUGCUUCAACUAUGGAUGAUAUACGUGAGUUCUACAACGAGGCGUCAUUUAUGAAACAGCUUAAUUGCAAGUAUAUUGUACAAUUUUUGGGAAUCUCAUUAAGACAACCAUCAACUCAUCCUGUUAUAAUCAUGGAAUAUAUGGCUUUUGGAGAUUUAGCUACAUAUUUACGUCAACAAAUGUCGAAAGAUGAUUGUCCACAAGGAUCAAUCGAUAUUCAACUUGCAAUUAAUUGGGCUAUACAAUUAGCUACUGGUAUGAAUUAUUUAACCGAAUUACAUAUUAUACAUCGUGAUUUAGCUGCACGAAAUUGUUUAGUCAAUUCUAUGUUAACUGUGAAAAUUGCAGAUUUUGGUUUAGCUCGUCUUGUAAAUAAUCAAGAAUAUUAUAGAAAAAUUGGACAAGCCCGUUUACCUGUACGUUGGAUGGCACCAGAAACUUUAUCAUCUGCAUACUUUACUACUAAAUCUGAUGUUUGGUCAUAUGGUGUUGUAUUAUGGGAAAUAGCUACAUUUGCCUCUUUACCAUAUCCCGGUUUAUCACAUGAAGAAGUUAUGAAAUUCGUAUGCGAAGGUGGACAUUUAAAUCUACCGGAAUUUACAACAAAAUUACCUGUUAUUUUGUUAACACUUAUGAAUAUGUGUUGGGAAUUCGAACCAAUUAAGAGACCGACAUUUAAUGAAAUUUUAUCCAGAUUGAAAUCAUUCACAUCUUUUACCGAAUAGAUUUGAUGAUAUUUAAAUAUUACUUAAAUCCCUACUAUAUUUUAUGUAAUGAUAAUUCUAAAGCUUUUUUUAAAUAGUCACCAUUUUUACAAUGUAAAUAUUACUUUUGCAUUCAUUCAAUGAAGGAUCCACUCAAUUC
Molecule: messenger RNA, 4806 nt
Organism: Schistosoma margrebowiei
Lineage: Eukaryota; Metazoa; Platyhelminthes; Trematoda; Strigeidida; Schistosomatidae
Source: the annotation of a GenBank genome assembly